AUGACAACAAUUGGGACUAAGAACCAAAAGAAGAAAAACGCCUACGCGGCAGUGAAGGCCGAUCCAGAUGACGAAUACGCAACACCUGGGGCCUUCGAGCUGGAGCGGCUCUUCUGGCACGGGACUGUGAAAUUCACACACGUCAACGAAGUGUGGCCCAACCUCUACAUCGGCGAUGAAAAGACCGCGCUAGAUCGCUAUAAUCUGGAGAAGAUGGGCAUGACGCACAUUCUGAAUGCUGCAGAUGGCAAGUGGAAUGUUGGCACCGGACCAGAGUACUACAGCGACAUGAACAUCGAGUAUUAUGGGGUGGAAGCCGAAGACCUGCCCGGCUUCGAUCUCAGCCAGUUCUUCUACCCAGCUGCAAAGUUCAUCGACAAGACCCUGAACAACCCUGAAAAUAAGCUUUUGGUACACUGUGCCAUGGGAAGAAGUCGAUCGGCCUCUCUGGUUCUGGCUUACCUGAUGAUCUACAAGAACAUGAAUGUUGUAGAAGCAAUUCAUCAAGUGCUUAAAAACCGAGCCAUACUGCCCAACCGUGGCUUCCUGAAGCAGCUCAGACAGCUCGACAUAAACCUCAUUCUAGAAAGGAAGAAUGCAAAGAAUGAGAACAGUUCCAAUGGUGUAGACCAUGAGGAGAACAAAGUGAUCACUUAACAUUUUUGUGGAAUGAAAAGGAAUUUAGGAACACUUACCAUGGAUUUCCAGCAUAUUACCGAAUUAUUUCAUAAAAAUAUAGGAAUCAAAGGAGAUGAAAAACAAAAAGGGAUUGAUAGCUGUCAACCAAAAAAUAUAAAUUGUUGAGCCGAAUACCACAAAGCCUGGAGCAGACCUUUAACUUGUGGC
Messenger RNA from Erpetoichthys calabaricus (reedfish), 846 nucleotides. RefSeq names its product dual specificity phosphatase 29-like. Gene Ontology annotation, cellular component: cytoplasm. Gene Ontology annotation, molecular function: protein tyrosine/serine/threonine phosphatase activity; MAP kinase phosphatase activity. Gene Ontology annotation, biological process: negative regulation of MAPK cascade; protein dephosphorylation. Lineage: Eukaryota; Metazoa; Chordata; Cladistia; Polypteriformes; Polypteridae. Bases 1 to 657 code for a protein of 218 amino acids. The record is from RefSeq and is a predicted model, not a curated record. The transcript has 3 exons.